GGCUCCGGUGGGCCGGAGCAGGGCGCGUCGGCGGGCGCCUCGACGCCGGGUGCCGGUGCGAGCAACGGCGGCGCCGCGACACCGUCCAGUGCCAGCACCACCCCGAACAACAGCAACAACGCGGACCUGAGCGUGAUUGUGACCCCGGGCUCGCUGCCGGGUGUGCCCGUGAGCCAGGGCGACGAGCACCACCAUCACCAGCAGUUCAACAUCUUCCCGGCCUUCUUCUCCAAGCAGCUCAACUUCAACCACCACCAGAGUACGGCGGUGGCCAACACCACCAAACUCAUGGACGACCUGCGGCCCAACCUCAGCCUGCUCGGGGUGGCCGGGCUCGUGGAUGACCACCACCUGCACCAUCACCACCACCACCAUACCGGGGCGAGCAUGUCGCCCGGGCACGACCGCCUGUCCUCGGACAGGAUCGCCUCCCUGCAGGAGAAGAUCCGGAAGUGUGGCGGGGGCGGCGGCGGUGGCGUGGGUGGCGAGGACUUUGCAUCGCUGUACCAGCAGCCGCUGCAGCAGCACAUGGAGAGUACUCCCGCGCACACGCCCACCCAUACGCCCUCGCCUGUCGUCAAUCGUGGCAUUCAGGACCACACCGGUGAGUCGGCUGCGCAUUCUCCUUGUCAUUAGCUGGAUAAACUAUCUUGUUAGAUAGUGCUUCCUAUAGGUUUUGCAAACUUGAGCAGUAUUUUUAAAGUGACAAUGUCUGGUAGUCUUGAUCCUGUUUUAAUGCUUUUGUGACCAUCUAGUAAGGCCGACUUAAAGCUCAAAUUUUAAUUAUUAUUAAUCAAGAUUUGAUUUACACAAAAACAACUAUGAUAUGCAGUACUAGAUAAAAGGGGUCAGUAGACUAGACUCACAUAGCCGAACCUCUCAUGUCAUCAAUCUGACUGCAGCUUACAUUUUGUUUUAGAUAUAUCCGAUUCUCCAGCUGUCUAUUCUGUUUUUAUAACUA
Frankliniella occidentalis (western flower thrips) is the source of this 961-nucleotide messenger RNA. RefSeq names its product POU domain, class 4, transcription factor 2-like. The transcript has a single exon. The annotation marks the transcript as partial. The record is from RefSeq and is a predicted model, not a curated record. Lineage: Eukaryota; Metazoa; Arthropoda; Insecta; Thysanoptera; Thripidae.